Verticillium dahliae VdLs.17 is the source of this 426-nucleotide messenger RNA. Its product is annotated as mitochondrial import inner membrane translocase subunit tim-16. Gene Ontology annotation, cellular component: TIM23 mitochondrial import inner membrane translocase complex. Bases 1 to 426 code for a protein of 141 amino acids. Gene Ontology annotation, biological process: protein import into mitochondrial matrix. The transcript is spliced from 2 exons. The record is from RefSeq and is a predicted model, not a curated record. Lineage: Eukaryota; Fungi; Ascomycota; Sordariomycetes; Glomerellales; Plectosphaerellaceae.
AUGGCGCACCGUCUCAUAACCCAGAUCGUCUUCGUCGGCACCCGCAUCGUCGGCCGCUCCUUCGCCGCCGCCUACCGCCAGGCCCAAGCCUCAUCCGAGUACGCCCGCGCGCAGGCCAAGAACGGCGGCGCCGCCACGGCCGGCGGCCGCGCCAACCUCGCCAGCGGCAUGACCCUCGACGAGGCGUGCCGCAUCCUCAACGUCAAGCCGCCCAAGGACGGCGUCGCGCCCGAGGAGGUCUUUGACCGCUUCAAGAAGCUCUUCGACGCCAACAACCCCGAGAAGGGCGGCAGCUUCUACCUGCAGAGCAAGGUGCUGCGGGCGCGCGAGCGCCUCGAGCGCGAGAUUGGGCCCAUGGUCGAGAAGGCUGAGGCCGAGGCCGAGGUCAAGGAGGGCUUCAAGCCGAAACUGUACAAGGACAAAUAA